Molecule: messenger RNA, 1400 nt
Organism: Acanthisitta chloris (rifleman)
Lineage: Eukaryota; Metazoa; Chordata; Aves; Passeriformes; Acanthisittidae
Product: FCH and double SH3 domains protein 1-like
Biological process (GO): neuromuscular synaptic transmission; regulation of actin filament polymerization
Cellular component (GO): recycling endosome; neuromuscular junction
Molecular function (GO): protein binding
Source: RefSeq, a predicted model, not a curated record
GGCAUCAUCACCAAGCCCCUCUCUCCCUGUCUUCACAGUUCUCAGCACGCUUGGCUGAGCAGUCAAGGCAGCUGGCAGGGGUGCAGAACGAGUACAGCUUUGCUCUGGUCUCUGCCACUGCCCACCUGGAGCAUUACAGAAGGGUGGAGCUGCCUGCAGCCAUGCAGGCACUGGACGGGGAUCUCUAUGAGCGUCUCCGAGAGCACUUGUCAGUUGCCAGCAGGACUGAGGUAGAGACCUGCAGAGCCACACGGGACUGGUUCCAGGGUGUUGCAGAGGCAUCUGCACGGGUGUGCCGGGAGCAGGACCUCCUUCUCUUCCUACAGGACCACCCUGCUUUCACCCUGGGCCCCGAGCAGCGCUUCCAGCUCAGGGUGGAGGAGGUGUGCCUGCUGCCACCAGAGGAUGACUGGGGCAGUCUGGAGAAAGAGGCACGGCGCUGGGCCACACGGGUGGCUCGUGACCGCAAGAACAAAGCACACGGCGAGGAGGUGCUGCAGAGGCUGGAGGCCAGGCGGGGGCGGGGGCAGGGGCCAGAAGCGGCUGCCGUGGAGCGGCAGAUGGAAGAAGCAAGGGAGAACAUUCGGAAGGCAGAGGUCAGCCGAGUGAAGGCUGAGGCACGGCUGGCACUGCUGCGGGCAGCAGGGCUGGAUGUGGACACUUGGCUGGCUGGGGCCAUGGGGGGGACAGGCGAGGAGACCCCCACGGGGCUGGAUCCAGCAGAGUUCGAUGACUAUGAGGACAGUGAUGAGCCAGAUGAGGACAAUGAGCCUGGCCCUGCUGCUCGCACCUACCCCUACACUUGCCGGGUCAUCUUUGGGUACCAGGGCUGCCAGGCAGAUGAGCUGUCCAUCACCCAGGGCGAGGAGCUGGAGAUCAUCGAGGAUGGGGAUGCAGAGGAGUGGGUGAAGGCUCGGAACAAGGCAGGCCAGGUUGGUUAUGUCCCUGAAAAGUACCUGCUCUCCUUGGGGUGUGAGCCAGGGGCCGGGCUGGGCCCCCCAGGACCUUCUGCGUUGCACCGGCAGCUCUCCAGCAUCGAGCUGAGCUUCCCUGAGGGAGCCAUCAUCCGCGUGCUGCCCCGUGCAGCUGGGGACGUGGACGAUGGGUUCUGGACCGGGGACUUUGACGGCCCCCUGGUGGUGGAGGAGCUCACCGGGGCUCAUGGGGCAACUGCACAGGAGCUGCCGUCACCAUCCCCUCCGCCCUUCUCCCCUCCUGGCCUUGUGCCCGGGACCAGCCUGGCCCCCAGCCCUGCUCCUGAGACACCGCAGGGAGGUUGCCGGCAGGAUGGCACCAGCAGCGGGCAGAACAUGGGAGCCACACGCCUCCGGCCACUCCGUGCGCCACCACCGCCGCCUGGCAGAGCCCCCGAGCCUGACCCUGAGCUGCACCCGAGCUGA